This is a messenger RNA of Haliotis rufescens (red abalone), 6180 nucleotides long. RefSeq names its product multiple epidermal growth factor-like domains protein 11. Gene Ontology annotation, molecular function: protein tyrosine phosphatase activity. Gene Ontology annotation, biological process: protein dephosphorylation. The transcript is spliced from 32 exons. The coding region runs from base 285 to 4328 and encodes 1347 amino acids. NCBI's taxonomy places the organism in Eukaryota, Metazoa, Mollusca, Gastropoda, Lepetellida, Haliotidae. The record is from RefSeq and is a predicted model, not a curated record.
ACAAUAUGCAGCAGGAGAAAGAAGAGUUUGCCGACAGCUGUGAAGUCAUAAUCGUGACUAGUCAACACUGUCAUCACAAUAUGCAGCAGGAGAAAGAAGAGUUUGCCGACAGCUGUAAAGUAUCAUAUUAUGUACGUCUUUUCUUGGCGAGAAGAACGACUAUACUGUACAUGACCGUUGUGGAUAAUCUGCGCAUUGAGUAAAUGUUAUCACAGCGUUGACUGUCAGAGCUUGACUGUAGGACAAAGCGUCCAACUUCCUGGUGUACAUAUUCACUUGUCAAGAUGGAGGGGCACAGGCUCGGAGUCCUGCUGUGUAUCUGUGUCUGUGUGCUGGACUGUGUGUCAGGUGACUGUACGCCAGGUAAAUACGGCUACAGGUGCAGCUACCAGUGUUACUGUCCCCUGGUCAAUUGUAACUCUACUUCCGGUUGCGAACCUGCAAAUUGUUCCGAUGGAUGGUCCGGUCCGACUUGUCAGAAAGAAAACUUAGCCUUCAACAUGACAACAUCAUCAAGUAGUGUCCAUUUCCCAUCAUCAAACGCCGUCAAUGGGGACAUAAAAGGCGGUGACGAACACAGAUGUUUUCAUUCAGUGUAUGAUGAUGCCAAUAUAACAUCUGCCUGGUGGAGAGUGGAUCUCGGAAACGAAACACUGGUGCGUGAUGUCGUCAUAUACUUCAGAACUAAUUACAUAGUUCGUCGGAAUGGUAUCCAGAUCUACAUCGCUGAUACUGACAACUCCUCUACUGAUGGAGUCAACUGCUACAACGUGACAGGGAACAGAAACGGGACGGACAUACCUGAUGUUUUGAACGUCACGUGUUCAGAUGAAGGACGCUUUCUGGUCCUGUACACCACAACUGUCAACAACGAGAUCAACAAUGUCAACGUACCCGUCUUGGAUUUUUGUGAAGUGAAGGUUGAAGUGUGUGGUCCUGGUACCUUUGGUGCUGACUGUAACAACUACUGCCACUGUGACGGCGAGGUGUGUAACUACUUGAGCGGCGUCUGUCCGAGUGGAGACUGUCUACCAGGCUGGCAACCAGACAAGUGUGACACGGUAUGUGUAUUUGGCGGCUAUGGAAGAAACUGUAAUGGGCGAUGCCCAGACAGGCACUGCAAGGGCGACAACUCCAGCUGUGCUCACGUAACGGGGAAGUGUGUUGAGGGCUGUGAGGCAGGAUGGAAUGGAACUGACUGUACACAGAAAUGUGUAAAUUCCUACGGAGAAGGCUGUGUCCACCUGUGUUCCUCUAGGAGGUGUAGUGGAACCUCAUCCUGUAAUCACGUGACCGGGCAUUGUGAAAAUGGCUGCAGACACGGAUGGAAGCAUAUUGAUUGUACAGAAGCCUGUAUCCAAGGAGUGGAACAUGGCGCUGGUUGUGUUAGUAACUGCAGUGCCCGGAUGUGUAAGGGAGGGAAUUUCACCUGUCCCCGGGACACAGGCCAAUGUGUGUCAGGAUGUCACUCAGGGUGGAAGGGAGGAGACUGUGCUACUGCCUGCGUCCAAGGAAUGGAAUAUGGCGCUGGUUGUGUUGGUCACUGUAGUGCCAGGAUGUGUAAGGGAGGGAAUGAUACCUGUCCCCGGGACACAGGCCAAUGUGUGUCAGGAUGUCAGCCAGGGUGGAAAGGAGAAGACUGUGCUACUGCCUGUGUCCAAGGAGUAGAAUAUGGAGCAGUAUGUGAGGGUAACUGUAGUGCCCGGAUGUGUAAGGGAGGAAAUGACACCUGUCCCCGAGACACAGGCCAAUGUGUGUCAGGAUGUCAGCCAGGGUGGAAGAGAGAAGAUUGCACUCAAACCUGCGUCCAAGGAAUGGAAUAUGGCGCUGGUUGUGUUGGUAACUGUAGUGCCAGGAUGUGUAAGGGAGGGAAUGUCACCUGUCCCUGGGACACAGGCCGAUGUGUGUCAGGAUGUCAGCCAGGGUGGAAAGGAGAAGACUGUGCUACUGCCUGUGUCCAAGGAGUAGAAUAUGGGGCAGUAUGUGAGGGUAACUGUAGUGCCCGGAUGUGUAAGGGAGGAAAUGACACCUGUCCCCGAGACACAGGCCAAUGUGUGUCAGGAUGUCAGCCAGGGUGGAAGAGAGAAGAUUGCACUCAAACGACAGCAUGUGUCCAAGGGCUGGAAUAUGGAGCUAACUGUGUUGGUAACUGCAGUGCCCGGAUGUGUGGGGGAGAAAUCGCCACCUGUCCCUGGGAUACAGGCCGGUGUGAGUCAGGAUGCCAAUCAGGGUGGAAGGGAGGAGACUGCAUUACAGUGUGUAGUUCUGGUACAUAUGGUGCCAACUGUACUGGAAAAUGUGGACAGUGUCGUGACUCCAAGAACUGUCACCAUGUCAACGGUGCCUGCCCGAGUGGAUGCAUUGACGGAUGGACUGAACACACCUGCACACAAACUAUCAGCAUGCCUGUGCCGAGUAAUGCCGGUGCCAUCGCGGGUGCCAUUCUUGCUGUCCUCGCUGUAUUGGCCAUCAUUGUUGUGGUUGUGGUUGUCUUUAGAAGGCGGAAGAGUCAUCCGAAGCGGUCUGAUGAUCAUACAGACAUGUUCGAAAUACACAAAGGCCACAUAUCUGACAAAGGACUUGAAAACUCAGCGCAUAAAGGUGUAGUGGAGGAGGACGAGGACGGUGUAGAGGAGGACCAGAAUAUGGAGGACCACAGUGCCACGUACUACAACAUAGCGAGUGCUCCUGCAGUGACGGUGGUGUCUGUAGAUCAGCUGGGGGAGCGGAUCAAGGAACUGCAGGUGCCCGUCGGACGAUUCCAGGCAGAGUUUCAGAAGCUGUCCACCACCUUCACCCGACCUUACAAAAACUCCCAGCUGGAGGAAAACAAGGGCAAGAACAAAUACAUAAGUUAUUACCCAUAUGAUGCCACUCGGGUCGUGUUGAAGGAGGUGCCAGACCAGCCUGGUUCCGACUACAUCAAUGCCAGCUACAUCGAUGGACAUUCUCAACCAAAAGCCUACAUAGCAGCACAAGCUCCAAACAAGAAGACCCUGACUGACUUCUGGAAGAUGAUCUGGGAACAGAACUGUACACAAAUCGUCAUGCUGACAAAUCUCAAGGAGCUGGGAAGGGUGAAGUGCGAAGCAUAUUGGUCAGAUACAUCAGACAUGCGUGUGGGAGACUUCAUCAUAUCUGUGACCGACUCCAAAAGGCGGGCUAACUGGGUCGUCAGGGAACUACAGGUGACAGAGACAAAGACCAACACAAGUCGAUGUUUCGACCAUUUCCACUUCACAACAUGGCCCGAUCAUGGAACUCCUGAGGAGACGGCCUUGACUGAGUUUCUGUGGCUGGUCAGGACGGCACCAACCAUACAGCAUGAAGCUCUGCUGGUACACUGCAGUGCUGGGGUCGGCCGGACAGGGACGUACAUCGCCGUGGACUACCUUCUGGACCAGGCACUGGCUGAAGAUAGGGUGGAUGUGUUUGGUUGUGUCUCGAGGAUGAGAGACCAGAGGAAGGGCAUGAUACAGACCAAGGAGCAGUACACAUGUGUUUAUAUGGCCCUGUACGAAACACUCGAAUUUGGUAAUACUGCCAUCAGCGUUGAGGACUUCAGAUACAGACGGAAUAUGAGAGGAGCAUUCAGCAUGGGGCGAAUGGCAGUCUCCAAGUUAAUAGAGACCCUGAACACAGAAAGGAAGGAGCAGUCUCAGGAACCCAGCGUCAGAGGUCGUGUGUGGAUAAAUGGAUGCUCAGACAUCCUAGCUGUCAGCUCACGGUCUCACCUGUCAGUAAAAGGCUACCUGCUAACUGAGGCCCCUUCCGUCACCACGGCGUCUCUGUUCUGGAAACUCACCGAGGAACAGGAGUCUUCCACUGUCAUUGUCCUGCCAGACUCACACCAGAGUCUGUCCAGUUUUGUGCCAUCGACAGGAGACAGCCUUGAUCUUGGUCCUGUUAAUGUCAGAUGCUCCAGAGAGACCACCGUCAACACAGACAUCACCCUCUUGAACAUCCACAGACAGAUGGAGAAUUCCCCAACAGCACUUGUGCAUGUGUAUGUCUUGAACAUCCUUCCCGCGGAAUCCCCCUCCACUUUGUUGGAGCUUCUGGAACAAGUCGACCGCCACACAGGGGAGGUCAACCCCCACACGGUUACUGUCAUAUACAGCGAUGGCGGCCGACAGAAUGGAGCCAUGUUAUGCAUCCUGAGCAAUAUUGUCCAAGGUUUGAAGCAUGACAAACGAGCUGAGAUCUACAACAACAUGAGAACCAUGACCCACUGUCUGGACCAGGACAUCACGCAGGAUGACAUUGCCCUGUGUUACGACGUUGCCACAGCGUACCUGGAAUCGCAGAACAUUUACGCCAACAUGUGAUAACCGACCAGCCAUGUGUGCUGUAUCGAUGCUGCAAGGGACAUCAAUCUCAAAUAACAUCUUGAUUUUUAUAGUUAUUGAUCUUAAAUAGUAUUUGUUUGGUAUACGUUUACUUCUUAACCAAUGCCGUUAUGGAUAUAUUCAUUCAAUCAGAAUUUCAAUAUAAAAUAUGAAUCAAUUCUCGAUUGAUGAAAUGAUGUUGUUAUGAAUACCAUGUUUGGAGCUAACGAACACAGCUUUCACCGCUUGUGUAGAUGUGUUUACUGCGUGUGAUGCUAAUAUUGUGUCUCGAGGUUACCAACAAGGCUUUUCCAGUGUGUAGAUGUAUUUACUGUUUGUGAUGCUUGAUGGCACAGGUGUCGGAAUGUUUUUCUUAAUUUAUUCACUAAUUGGAGCAAAAAUAUACCUUAAUCCAGAUACCUUCUAUAAAGACAUGCCCAUAUACCAUGCAUCAAAGUGUGCAUACAUUCUUCAUCUGAGGGAAGUUCUGUUACAUAAUGGUUCUGAUAUGAUUUCUAUUUGUCCAGGGCCACUGCUACAUAACAGCUGCAAUGACAUGCCAGAAUAUUGGUAUGUUACACUUGUGGUUGAACUCUACAAAAAAGAAGGCCUUAGAUGGUCAGGAUAUGACGUUCAAUUUGCGCUGAUCAGAGUUUUACAAAGGAUGCUAUAAUGUUUAGUUGCUUUUUCACAUAAACGUUCACACGCAAUAACUUGCCAAUCUCACCACAUAACAUUAUUAUAUGAUUUACCUCAUCGGGACCUAGAUUUGACGCACAUUCGCGAGCAACAAGCAAGUCGCUAAUAAUCUAUUGCUUCCAGAACUAGACAUCUUUGCUUUUUCUAUGUAUUAUUUACUUUAAACCUACCUUCAUACUUACAGCGUACAUACAUAACGUACUGAUGGGAUUUGUCUAACCCGUGAUUAUAUAUCCAUUCCAGCUUUAUACUGGGUUCCCAAACUUGAUAAGCAUAUGUAUUAAGAUAUAUGUACUGCCGAGUCCCGCAAAUAUACAAAUCUUUGCCAACUAUUACUAACAAUACCUCUGACAUCUACCAUGCAGGCCUAAUUAAAAACUGCCAUAGAACAUAAGAGUCAAGUGGCGUUAAUCACAUGUGGUAAUUUUGAAAAUAUUUACUUGAAGUUAUACAAUCUCAUACACUAAUGGAUGUUUUCAAUUUGUAAAAUAGGAAAGAAACUCUACUCGAACAUAACUGGUAGUCGCCAGUCGUCACAGCGACCGUGCACUUAAUACCACAUCUGAUAUUCCAUUUUUUCGUAGAAAAUGCUUUUAUUGAAAAGAUUUGGAUUGUAUUAAAUCGGAUACAGAUCUUGUACAUACAUGUUUAUAUUUACUGAUAAUCGAUUAUGCGGAAGAGAGAUCGAGGUUAUGUGUUUUAGGAUGGUAAAUAUCCAGUUUUUGGAGGAAAUACUAUUACGCCCGGAGCCAAGGAUCGCUAAAUACAAUGUGUAUUUUCCCCAAAAGGAUAUUUAUACGUAUCCGCAUAUCGAUUAUCAGUCAAUUUAAACAUACACGUACAAGAUCUGGACCCGUUCCACAAAGUGAUAUGAACACGAUGGUGACUCUACUAUUGUAACAUUGACAUACCACAGUCGUGAAAAGAUACUCUGUUGUUAUUUUGAUAUGUCAACCUCUUGUAGAACUUAAGGCAUACAACAGGUGUUCUAUUGUUGGCCUUUGAAACCAUGGUUAUAUUACAAUGAGGUGGGCAAAGAUUGGAUUACGGUAACGAAUAUCUGUACAUGAAAUUACAUUGUAUUAAAAGAGCUUCAUUUGUAUCGUAGUAUUAAAUGCAUAAAGUAUCAAAUAAUGAAUAAAAUAUAUUUUUU